Messenger RNA from Entrophospora candida, 1308 nucleotides. Lineage: Eukaryota; Fungi; Glomeromycota; Glomeromycetes; Entrophosporales; Entrophosporaceae. The record is from the annotation of a GenBank genome assembly.
AUGCAUUCUUUAUCACAUUUUAAAAAUAAUAUUUAUGAAUAUUUAGAAGCCUUACCAACAAACACUUUAGAUAGCUUGUACAGAGAACCUGCUACAUGUUUAGCUAUUUUCAGGCUUUUACCACCAUUAGCAAGACAUUUUGUGAUGACAUUAUUAUUUAUACCACCAACUGAAUUAAGUAUUACAAAGGAUGAUUUAAAACUAAUGGUUAAAAAUCAAGAGGAAGCAAUACUCAGAUUUGAGGAAGCAUUAGAAAAAUUGUCAAAAUUACAUAUAUUAAUAGAAAAAGAUGGAAGAAUGAUAAUGAAUCCUCAAUUUCAAACAAGUCAUCAAAACUGUUUAACUGGAGGAGGAGAUCAUCAGAGUUUUGGUACACCAUCUUCAACACAUGGAAGAUAUAUACCAAAUAAUAUAGUAGCAUUUUUAGAUAAUUAUGCUAUGAAACAAUGGGAAGAAAUAUUACAUUUCAUGGUUGGUACAGAAAAUCGGAAUGAGCCAAGUAAAGGUGUUUUAAAUAUAUUAAUCAGAUCACAAUUAAUGAAAGAGCACAAAGGAGAAUAUGAAAUUACCAAUAAAGGAUUUCAAUUUUUAUUACAAGAUGUCAAUACACAAGUUUGGGCAUUUUUAUUACAAUAUUUAGAAUUAGCUGAUCAAAAAACCUCUUCAAGAUAUUAUCCAACAAGAUUGGCUACAACUUUAACAUCGGGAAAUUCAGCUAUUGGAUCCACUAGUUUAGUUGGUGGAUCGUCGUCAUCAUCAUCGUCAUAUGUUACUACUGGUGGAAAUGAAAGCGGAGUUAAUGAUCAAGGAUUCAUCAUUAUUGAAACCAAUUAUAAAUUAUAUGCUUAUACUGAAUCAUUAUUACAGAUUUCAGUUAUAAAAUUAUUUUGUGAAUUGCAAAGUAGAUUUGCAAAUAUGGUAUAUGCUAAUAUAACAAGAGAUAGUAUUAGAUCAGCUUUAAGGCACGGAAUCACUGCUAAUCAAAUAAUAUCGUAUCUAACAAGUCACGCACAUCCACAAAUGAAAAAACAAAUGCCGUUACUACCACCUACAGUUGUAGAUCAAGUUAGAUUAUGGGAGAUAGAACGUAAUAGAUUGUCUAUUGAUGACGGAUAUUUGUAUAAUGAUUUUAGAACUCAAGCAGACUUUGAUAUGCUUUUAAAAUACUGCAGGAAGCUAAAUAUAGUGCUAUGGCAUAGUGAACAAAAGCGUAUGUUCUGUGUAACAGAGAAAGGUCAUGAAUAUGCAAAAAAAUUUAUAAAUAAAAGAAUUGCUCAAAGAAAAGCCGAUGUUGGUAGCGGUAGUUAA